CAACAAGAAGACGGUUAAGACCUGAGCUUGCUAUAAUUUAUUAGUUUAAUAGCAGUUUUUUUCAAAGGUUUCAAGAUUACUACAUACACUUCAAUUUGCAAAUGUAUAAAUUUCUAUUUUUAGUUUAACUUUUAGUUUUAAAUAUCGUCUGCUUGUAUAUUGAUUUGCUGUGAUAGGUAGAGUUAAGCAUUGAGUUUAAUGAAGAACAUUUCCCUCAGAAUGUCAGAGUCCAACAGAUUUGUAUUCAUGAGGGGCAGAGAAACUUGCAGCUGUUCUUCAAAAACUUGUUUCACGGUGCUGUUUCAAAACUUACUGCCGGUAGUUUGUUUUGUUAAUUAACAAAGUUUUGUGGCCUGGAGUUAGUUUUUGUCCAUGCUUUAACACACUUUGUUGAUGACAAUUCUAUUUUUAGCAAGAUGCUGUUCUCCUCCCAAAGUGGAAGGGAUUUAGUUUCUUUUCUUUUAUAAUAUUUGUUUUUGCCACAACUCUUAUGAGUCUCUCCAAAUCUCACAACUCAAAUUCCUCUGUCUUCUUGGGUAAUCGGAUGUUUCAUCUUUUUCUUCAAGAACCAGUGACACGUUCAUUGGUAACUGAUAAAUUUCUCAUUACAUUUUCUUGAGUGACAAUGAUCUCGAAUUUGAGAGAAAGUAUGGAGAGAAACGAAUUAAGAGAAGGCCCUAUAGCUAUUGCAGUGGACAAAGAUAAAACAAGCUGUCAAGCUCUUAAAUGGGCAGUGGAACAAUAUAUACCACGAGACAGAACAAUAAAACUUGUUCAUGUCGUCCAAAGAUCUACAACGAAUCCAAAUGGACAUUCUACAGAUGAUGAAUUGUCUGGCAAGCAACAGAAUGAUAAAGGAAGUCGUCAGUUUCUUCCAAUGCGUUGUCUUUGCAUGAGACGGAAUAUACAAAGCGAAGUAGUUAUGCUUGAAGAUCAAGACGUAGCGAAAGCGUUGAUUGAAUAUAUUAACCAGAACUUUAUUUCUACAUUCUUGCUAGGUGCCUCGUUGAAGAAGAGUAUUACAAGGCUUUUUAAAGUAGAUGACAUACCAAGUAAUGUGAUGAGAUGGGCUCCAGAGUUCUGCACUGUCUUAGUCAUAUCAAAGGGAAGACUAUCAAGUGUACGUCCAGCCACUAGGCAUUUACCUCAAGGCUUGCCUUCUCCUUCUUCAGGGACUGCACCUUUGUCACCACUCAGCAACACUGAUGAGGCUCCCUCUGAGAUGUCAUUGUCAAGAGAAGACGAUGUUUUCUUUGAGGAGUUCUCAUCCCUUGGCACAGAUUCUUCUACUGUGAACAUUAGUGACAGGAUCAGUACAGAUAGUUCGGUUCUCUCCUUCUAUGAUAAACUUGGGACUCCAAACAUGUUGGAGAUUCCUAGAUUCACAGGUCUGGAGGAUGAUAAAUCCAAUCUUUCGAUAUACCUUAACAGUCCUGAUAUAAAGCUGAUGGAUGAAGCCGAGGCUGAGAAGAGAAGGCUGAAGAAAGAGCUGAAGGAGACAAUGAACAUGUACCAUGCAGCCUGCAGAGAAGCCCUCAUGGCAAAGGAGAAAGUAGCAGAGUUAGAGAUAUGGAAAAAGAAAGCAGGGAAAAGGCUUCAAAUGGCUGAGGAAACAGCAAAAAUGGCCAUCAUGAAGAUGGAGAAGAGAGAACUGGAGGUAAAGCCAAGAGUGGAGGCAGAGAUGAAGGUUAGAGGGAGUAAUGACAGAAAGGUGGUUCUGGAUUCUCCUGGAGAGUCUCAUAUGGUGGUAAAAUAUGAGAGCUUGCUCCAAAUUGUAGUUGUACUUUUCUUGUUCUAUUUUUAUUUCACACUCAGACAAUCCUCUUUCUUGUGAUUGGAGUUGGGAGAUCAGUAACAAUGUCAUCUGCUUCAGGACAAGUUGCUCAUUCAUUAUUCUCUUGUAUAGAUCAAUCUUAUUAUAUUUGUUCACU
Brassica rapa (field mustard) is the source of this 1931-nucleotide messenger RNA. RefSeq names its product U-box domain-containing protein 51. The record is from RefSeq and is a predicted model, not a curated record. Lineage: Eukaryota; Viridiplantae; Streptophyta; Magnoliopsida; Brassicales; Brassicaceae.